AUGGCAGUGCUCCUGGAGACCUCUCUGGGUGACAUUGUGAUGGAUUUGUACACUGAGGAGAGGACUCAGGCUUGCCUAAAUUUUCUCAAGUUGUGCAAAAUCAAGUACUACAAUUGUUGCCUUAUUCAUCAAGGACAGAGAGAUUUUAUCCUACAAACUGGUGACCCUACAGGUACUGGUCAAGGAGGAGAGUCUGUCUGGGGGCAGCUCUCUGCUGAUGGAGCAACGUUUUUUGGGGCGGAAAAAAAGCCCCGAAUUAAACACAAGAAAAAGGGCACAGUCUCUAUGGUGAAUAAUGGCAGUGAUCAACAUGGAUCACAGUUUCUGAUCACCACAGGAGAAAAUCUGGAUUACCUCGAUGGUGUGCACACUGUUUUUGGUGAGGUAACAGAAGGAAUGGAGGUGAUCCAGAAGAUCAAUGAGGCUUUGGUGGACAAAGACUUCAUCCCUUACCAAGAUAUCAGGAUCAACCAUACAGUGAUUUUAGAUGAUCUGUUUGAUGACCCAGCUGGCUUACCAAUUCCUGCUCGGUCCCCAGAACCAGCCAAGGAACAACUGGAUAGUGGGAGAAUAGGAGCAAAUGAAGAAAUAGAUUAUUUCAAAGGGAGAUCAGCUGAAGAAAUGGAAGAGAUGAUGGCCGAGAAGGAGGCAAGGACUCAAGCAAUUCUGCUAGAAAUGGUGGGAGAUUUACCUGAUGCAGACAUCAAACCUCCAGAAAAUGUCCUGUUUGUGUGCAGAUUGAAUCCAGUCACCACGGCUGAAGACCUGGAAAUAAUCUUCAGGACUGGAAGACUGGAGAGUCCCUUUGUUAUGCAUUCGAUGGGCAAAGACUCAGCUUACCUUUUGUAG
This is a messenger RNA of Dromiciops gliroides (monito del monte), 849 nucleotides long. Its product is annotated as peptidyl-prolyl cis-trans isomerase-like 4. Lineage: Eukaryota; Metazoa; Chordata; Mammalia; Microbiotheria; Microbiotheriidae. Gene Ontology annotation, biological process: protein peptidyl-prolyl isomerization. Gene Ontology annotation, cellular component: nucleus. The record is from RefSeq and is a predicted model, not a curated record. Gene Ontology annotation, molecular function: peptidyl-prolyl cis-trans isomerase activity.